UAAGCGGCGCUAGAGGAUCCUCUGAGUGUGGCAUGAGCCGCCAUUUUAGCAGCCCUUGAUCUAGUGUGGAGACGUGCUUCCACUUAGCUACUUUGUUACCCAGAGGAAACCUUCCCGAAUCCCUUCACCAUGGCUAUGCAAGCAGCAAAACGGGCGAACAUACGAUUGCCCCCGGAAGUGAACAGAAUAUUGUACAUCCGAAAUCUGCCCUAUAAAAUUACCGCGGAAGAAAUGUAUGAUAUAUUUGGGAAAUAUGGACCUAUAAGGCAAAUCAGAGUUGGAAACACACCAGAGACCAGAGGAACUGCUUAUGUUGUGUAUGAAGACAUAUUUGAUGCUAAAAACGCCUGUGACCACUUGUCUGGAUUUAAUGUCUGCAACAGAUACCUUGUUGUCUUGUAUUACAACGCAAACAGGGCUUUCCAGAAAAUGGACACAAAGAAGAAAGAAGAGCAACUGAAACUUCUCAAGGAAAAAUAUGGCAUCAACACAGACCCACCGAAAUAGAUCUUCUAAAAGUCCAUCCCCACCAGCUCAUGUUUUAUAUACAACAAUUUAUUGUAAGAAAUGUUCUUAUUUCACUAUUGUAAGUAAUGUUUUUCAAUGUGUAAAAAGUGAUGAUGCAUUCGAGGGAACAUUUGCUCGGAUGCGUGAAUGCCAUUUUUUUAUUACUCUAAAGAUUCUCAUGAAUGUUCUUGCCUUGCUGAUUUUCUGUAUUUAAUUUCUGUAUUAAAAUUCAUUAUUUCCCAA
Molecule: messenger RNA, 750 nt
Organism: Brienomyrus brachyistius
Lineage: Eukaryota; Metazoa; Chordata; Actinopteri; Osteoglossiformes; Mormyridae
Gene: sf3b6
Product: splicing factor 3b, subunit 6
Exons: 4
Coding region: 130-507 (125 amino acids)
Cellular component (GO): nucleus; cytoplasm; ribonucleoprotein complex
Molecular function (GO): mRNA binding
Source: RefSeq, a predicted model, not a curated record